CAGACUUGUCUCUGAGAUUGUGGGCAUGUAUGAUGGGUGCUCCAGAAUGUCCCUGCUACUCUCAAAGGCGAGAGUAUCGCACAGAGUGGCUGGUGUGAAUCGCUAUGCCUCCAGCUUGAAGCUUGUGAGGACCUGCGGGAUCGCCUCGCGCGCCUCCCCGAGCUCAUGUCGCAGCAAAGCCGCCCAUGAGCAUUUUGUCGCUCAACGGCGGCACUUCAAUGCAGGAUCUAAGUAUCUCGCGACCCAAGACGAUGACCUACUGAAAUCGAGCACUGAAGUUGAGAGACUUCGAUUGCGGCUGGAGCUUGAGCAACAAGGGAAUAUUCGGGAUUACCUGAAGAAAUGGCAAGAGGGCCACGAUAAUUCAGCGGACCCUGUCCGAGGGCCCGGAACCUCGAACGCCUUGAAGCCAUCAGAUCUUUGGGUGGGAAACAUGCUGAACGACAACCGGGAAACCCAAGAUGCGGGAUCUGAUGCAUUACGGGCAUCAGACGAGUCUGCGGAGUUUCUUAAUACGGCCGAUGAAGGCGAAGGCCUGAAUCAGUACCUGGAACCAGGUGACCUGGUGGCCCUGUCAGCGAACGAUGGGCUUCUAACAUACGCAAUCUACGUUCGCUCCGUCGCCAAGCAACGGCAGUUCUACACGGAUAAAGGCAAAUGGCGCAUCGCUUACCCAAAGGACCUCGAAUACAUCGUGAAGGGAUUCGUGCCUCCAGAAAAGGUGGAGCCCCUAUUACCUUACUUUCCGGAUGGCCUUGCUCAGAUGAGUCUCGAAUUUCAAUCUGCGAUCGAAGGCGGCGUCCCGAGACAUGUCGGGGCUGAUCUGCUCCGGGAAGUAACCGAGUUCGACGCGAGAGUCGAGGAACUCUACCGCUUGAAUGCGCUACGACUGGACAACAUUCACGACAUAGUGGCAGAUGAUGAACUGAAUCUGGAAUUUACUCUGGAGGAGCUGGCUUGCAAGGCACUGGGGAUCGAGGAGGACCAGUUGGAUGAAGCGAUUCUCUUCCUUAUCCAUCGGAUCGCCCACGAGAAUUCUUUCCUCAUUGACUACGAUCGGAGCUCUUUAUUCGCCAACCACUACCUAGUCAGAUCCCGCCAUAUCGCAGGGGUGAUUGAGACCGUGGCGAAUUGGGUGCACGAACAUCAAGAAUUUAUUCUCAGUUCAGUCCGUGGCAAGGAGCCUGUUUCUUUCCGGUAUCAUCCAUUACAGCAGUUCAUCGCAAAAGCCCAGCGCCUUAUAAAGCAGAGCCGAACUGUACGAUCACCAACAACCAAGGCAUCCGUCGGCCCAAGCGCUCAACGGAACGACGACAAGAAAAAGACUGGUCGUGCGGUCUACCGUGAGAUACUCACCGAGGAAUUCACUGAUACGGAUCGUAUCAUCAUAGAGUACUUGCAGCAAUGGUGUAUACCUCCCCGACGGAUGACGAGGGGCCACAUGCGGUCUGCAGGUUCGCACAUCAUGCGCAGCACUGGCAUGUACAGCGCCGUGGAUCUGGAUCCUUUGACAGCAACACUUUUCUUGCAAGAGUUAGGAAUCUUUCAUCCAUGGGAAAACUUACGUCUUCUAGACCAUCACCUUGCUCUGCCCGGACACGGAAUCUCUCCCGAAUCCGAUGCGUUAUGGGACAAAGCAGUCAAGGAAGGCAAGGAGCUCGAGGAUAAGGUUAAACUCGAGGACCGCAUGAAGGGCAUGCGUGUUGACUGGGGAGAUAUGCCAGUUUACUGUGUCGACGAUGUCGGUGCAAAGGAGAUUGACGACGGUGUCUCACUCGAGCGCAUACCAGGGUCAGACCUCUACUGGAUUCACGUGCACAUCGCCAAUCCCACGGCAUUUAUUGACCGCGACACAAGCAUCAUGAAAUGGGCGGCCUCGCGCGUCCAAACCCUCUAUGUCCCAGAGCGUACCUAUCCCAUGCUUCCUGAUUCAUUGACGCAAAAACACUUCAGCUUAGGCCCACGCCGGCCCACGCUCACCUUCAGCGCGAAGAUGAACCUUCAGGGUGAAGUUCUCGACAUUAACGUCGCGAACGGUAAGAUCCGGAACGUGAUCUACAUCACUCAUGACCGGCUCCGCCGCAUCUUCCAGCCCACCACUGGAGCCAAGGACAACACUAAGACGCUCACCGUAGGAGCGUUUCCCCAGCCACCUCCUACUCGCGAGGGCCUUCAGGAGACGCUUACUUCCGAAGACGAGGAAACCUUCCACACACUCCGCCGACUGAUGCUCGCUUUCCGUGAACAUCGUCGCAAAAACGGAGCCAUGGAAUGGCCACAUAUGCCGGACGUCUCCGUCUCGAUGUCCGUCGGUUCCGCCCCUCUACCGCCCCAAAAGCUUGAGGUCACUGAAGGCCGAUACGUUAUGGGUGAUCCCAUGAUUCGACUCCGCCAACACGACAACAACCCGCACGAGGUUCCCGACCUGACCAAAGAGAACCUUAUCUCCUUCCUCAUGAACCUGGGCUGCUGGGUUUCCGCCUCAUGGCUCUCCUCACGCAACAUCCCUGCCAUCUAUGACGGCACGCAAUAUCACCCCGAAUACAGCAAGGUCACGAGCGAGAAUAUGUCCCAGUAUGCCGGUCAACAAUGGCUUAACAUGGCGCCGCCUACUGGCGUUUCAGCCUCCCACCCCCUUCACCACACCCCGCUCGGCCUCGACGUCUACACCAAAUCCACCAGUCCUCUCCGGCGAUACAACGAUGUUCUGGCACAUUACCAGAUUGAGGCUGCGCUCCAGUUCGAGAAAGAACACAACCGUCGUCUCGACGCGUCCUUGGAGCUCGACGCGGCCUCUCUCCCAUUCUCGCGGGAAGACGUCGAUCGCUACCUUUCACAGUCCCGCUGGAAGCGUUACCAGCUGCGCGAGUGUGAGCGCUCCUCCAAGCAGUUCUGGGCGUGCAUGCUGCUGUUCCGCGCGUUCUACUUCUCGGAGUGCAAACUGCCGGCAACUUUCGAGUGCAUGCUUCAGAAGCUUUACAACAACACGAGUAUGGCGGGCACGAUGUACGGAAAGGGCUGGGCCGCGGUGAUCCCGUCGUUGGGCGUGCGUUGUCAGGUUCUUGUGCCCCCGGAGAUGAAGGAUGCGGAUAAGCUGGACAUUCUGAGUCUGGUGAAUGCCAAGAUCACGGCAGUUGAUAUGGGGCGACAGAUGGUCGUGAUGGAGGCGACGAGGUUCGUGAGGCCGUUUGAGCGGGUGGGCGAGUGG
Molecule: messenger RNA, 3208 nt
Organism: Aspergillus homomorphus CBS 101889
Lineage: Eukaryota; Fungi; Ascomycota; Eurotiomycetes; Eurotiales; Aspergillaceae
Product: exoribonuclease II
Exons: 3
Biological process (GO): mRNA catabolic process
Cellular component (GO): exosome (RNase complex); P-body
Molecular function (GO): 3'-5'-RNA exonuclease activity; RNA binding
Source: RefSeq, a predicted model, not a curated record